Messenger RNA from Acaromyces ingoldii, 504 nucleotides. RefSeq lists its product as hypothetical. The record is from RefSeq and is a predicted model, not a curated record. The transcript is spliced from 2 exons. The coding region runs from base 1 to 504 and encodes 167 amino acids. NCBI's taxonomy places the organism in Eukaryota, Fungi, Basidiomycota, Exobasidiomycetes, Exobasidiales, Cryptobasidiaceae.
AUGAGGACUCGCCUGCCACGCCUGUCACGCCUGUCACGAUCACUCUUUGUCCUUCUGGUCUUGACGAUCCUCCUCGUCGCACCGGUACUCUCUGCAGCAGACGCGCCUCUCCGCAAGGCCUCGGGCCCCUACCUCUGCCGCUGCACCUGCUUCGUGACCAACACGACGCUGGUGCCGCUGUAUGCGCCCGUGGACCCGCGCAACCCCUGCUCGACGUGCACGCGGCAGUUUUGCCUGCAGCAGGGCCUCGAGGCCUGCAAGGGCGCCAAGCUCGAGCGGCCCAACGAGGACACGGGCUCGGGGUGGGAGGGCGAGGUGUGGGCGCGGUGCCUGCAGCCGGCAUCGAGCCGCGACCGCAUGAUCCUCUCCGUCUACGUCUUGGUCGUUGUCGCUCUCCUCGUCUUUUCAGCCACGAGGGGCCGGAUCGCCUCGCUUCUUGGAGAGUUGCAAUUCAGGAGCAACGGAUCCAAGGGGGUGGAGCAGGGGCCGUCUAUCGAGCGGUGA